UAUAUUUCCUGGUGUACGGUGGCACAUAACUUUCUGCGUGUACUUAGCUCUGUCAGAGCCUUGCCAACUCCCCCACCCCGGCUUUGCAAAUAUGAUAAGACCAGCCAUGCAGGAGCUCUCGCAGCACAGCGGUAAUGGUUAACCAGAUAAUUUCAUAUUUGGGCGGGAGUUGAAAACAGACUUGUCUUUCCCUUUUUCUUUUUCAAACGCCUGCCUUUGCAACGAGCUGCCGGUCCCGUCGUAGCGAGGACUUACCAUGGAGGAGACAUUACGGCAAGAGAUUGAAUAUAAAAGCCAGAAUGAAGAAGACCAAGGUGGCAUCCGUGGCCGAUUGAGGGACAGAGAACUUCUCAAGAGGAAAAGAGCCGAAGCGGAGGAGAAGGAGACUUACCAGUGGGUUUUGGGAGUGGAGAGCCUGGGGAAAAGACAGAAGGCUGACCAGAGGAGAGGCGCAAAACGGAGGGGGAGGCCCAAGAAGACGGAUUGCACACCAGAAAGCUCUUUCACCCAGGAAGUCAAGGUUGCGGACCCCGAAGCUCCUGCCGUCGAGGUUCUUCCACAAUCAGUGGCGGUGAUACCAGCAUUAGGAUUAGACUCUCUACCGACUUUGGGCAGCGGGACUCUGGAACCAGUCUCAACAUGGUUGCCAAACCCAGUUCUUACUCCAGAUCCCAACGUAGCACUCGUUUCACCUCCAAGUCUUGUUCCGCCACCCAUCAGAGUUCCUCCAGCUCCAAGUGAAGCUCUGUCCGCUGCUCCAGAUGUUUUUCGGCCUUCCUCUGCAGCGUUUCCACCUGCGGCGCAAGAUCUGGCAACCAUUUCCGAUCAAAUUUCAGCUCCGGAUCUUGCUCCGCCUCCCAUCGCAGUUCUUCCAGAUCUGUCCGCUGCUCCCGAUCAGGCUUUAGCUCGAGGUUCAGAUCUUAUUCAGGCUCCCGGUCCUGUCCCAGAUCUCCCGACGGCACCAACUACAGCUCAGUCGUCUUCUCCGGAUUCAGAUCUUUUUACGCCCCCCGCCACAGAUCCUCCAGUUUCUGUCCAAGACCUGUCCACAGCACCGGGUCUUGUUCCAGUUUCGGCUCCGGAUGUUGUUCUUGUUUCCGCUCUAUCCCAAGCCCCUGUGUCGUCAGAAGUAGUCGGAGCUCCUGCCAGUGCCAUUCAACGGGUGGAGACCCUGUCCACAGAUUCUCAAGACAAGGAGAACAUCGACCUGGUCCCCAUUGAAGACUUGGGCCCAGACGAGCUAAAAAAUGAUGUACCUCCAACUCAGGACAAAAAAGCUGAUGAAGAUGUGAGCGAGAUGCCGUCAAACAAUGAGCCAGAAUAAAAUAAGAUCUUGGCAAUGCCAUCAUGCAAUGCCAUCAUUGACCCCGCUGCCGUAAGACUACCUCCCAGGAAAUUGAUUCUGAUUCUCUUUAGCCAUUCUUCAUACACUGACUCAUAACAUUGGGGGGGAGGGGGGAGUCCACCGGUGGGUUGUUUUAUUAUUCUGUGAUUAGCUUCAGUAUUAUUUUAGCCCAAAAUGCAGUCAUGGAUGUUGUGGCAGAAGAGACAACAAAUUAAUUUCUCCCCAUAAUUAAACCAAUGACUUUCUCACCAUUAUUAUUUUUAAAAUUGGAUGUGACUCAAGCAGCAAUAUCAUUGUAAAUGGGAGAAUAAUUUUGUUGACUCUGUAAAAACUGUUUCACCCAAUAAAAAAAAUAUGCUCACGUUUGCAGUUAUUGCUGUUCAUUCUUACGUGGGCAAAAAUAAAUGUGUUAAGACU
This is a messenger RNA of Hippocampus comes (tiger tail seahorse), 1762 nucleotides long. It is a transcript of the gene hemgn, whose product is annotated as hemogen. The transcript is spliced from 4 exons. NCBI's taxonomy places the organism in Eukaryota, Metazoa, Chordata, Actinopteri, Syngnathiformes, Syngnathidae. The record is from RefSeq and is a predicted model, not a curated record. Bases 257 to 1324 code for a protein of 355 amino acids.